Molecule: messenger RNA, 1749 nt
Organism: Plasmodium knowlesi strain H
Lineage: Eukaryota; Apicomplexa; Aconoidasida; Haemosporida; Plasmodiidae
Product: KIR protein
Exons: 3
Coding region: 1-1749 (582 amino acids)
Source: RefSeq, a predicted model, not a curated record
AUGAGUGAAAGUAAAGGAGGAGGGAAGGAACUUAAAUGUAAUAAGGGGAGGACGGAUCUGGAGACGUACAAGAAUCAACUGGAACAAAAAGUACGUGGAAUUUCCCCAAAUGGAAAGAACGCAGCAGAUGAUGUUCCUCCUAUCUGGUGUUGUUUAUCUGAGACAUAUGAUUUGACUUCAGAUAAUUAUGCACGGUGCGAUCUUAUAUACUAUAUAGUGGGAAGCAUCAUAUAUAAUAAUUUAACGAAGAAAGAUUCAUUUGAUAGUAUUAUGAAAGAAGUGCAUGAUAUAUUAGGGAAGGAACUAAAUAAUGAUCAGUGUACAAAUGUAUCAAAUAAGGAUGGGAAAAAACUUUUCGGAUUAAUGGAAAAAUUGUCCUAUUACAAUUUGGACCCCAUACAUGUAUGGGAAGUAGGCGAAGGAGAUUCUGAGAAAGUUAAUUGCGAGGGAUGUGCUAAUUAUUUAGAAGAGCUUGCCAGAGCAUGUAAGGAAGUGGAAACAUAUUGUACGGAUGAGCGGAAUAAUGGCAAGUGUGGGGAAAUUGAACUGGAAAAAACUCAUCAGGGUAGCCCUGGCUACUUAUUACAGUUAAUAUAUAACAUAAUUCCGGAGCUGGAGGCUACCUUAGAGGCCGAAAUGACCCAAGAAAAGCAUAAAUGUUUGAGGGAGUUACCUUCAGACAUAGAGCAUAGGACAUUCAGUGAUAUUGAAAAUCACUGUACUGAUGUUAAGGGGCGUUCUGCCGGAGAAAUGAAGAGAAUAUUAAGGGGAGUACUAGGUGAAUCUGGGUCUCCUUGGAACUGUGCCAAUCAAAUUAUAAGGGGUGCAUGUUAUUCACAGGAAAUGGAUGGGGACAGUUCUCCCUAUGGUGAACGUUGCACUCCCCUAUAUUAUUAUAUAGGAAAUGUAAUAUCUACCAUACCUGCCAGUGUCCAUAUGUUCGCUACACUUAUGAAGGCGACGUACGAUAAAUUGAAGGACAUAAAUGUUGGUAUUAAGGGGGCCUGCACUAAUCUAUACGAAGAAGACAAAAUUGACAAAACCACCUUCGAAAAUAUGAAAUUAAUAUAUGAUUAUUCUAAGGACUAUAAAAUUAUACAAAAAUAUGCGCAAAUUCCCCAGGACGGUGAAUAUUCGUGUACUGGACACUAUUCCAGUUACCUGGACAAAGUUCUCUUAGCCUACGAUUAUAUGGAGAAACAAUGUCCAAAGGGAAGUGAAAAUAAUAAACAAUGGUGUCAGGAAUUUAAGGAAAUGACUACUACACGUAAUCUUAAGGAGUUACUACAAUUAAAGUCUUCCUUACAACAUAUAUCCUCCAACAGUACUGCUGCAAUCACGGGCUCCGCCGUGGGUGGUACAUUAUUUACGUUAGGAUUACCAUUAGCCGCUUUCCUUUCUUACAAGUAUGAUCUUUUACCAUCUGGAAUACGUAAAUUCUUCUUAAGAGGCGGAAGUGGAACCAGAAUGAGAAGAACAGCAUUCGGACCGAAUUCUGACGCAGAAAUGGAAAAUUUCACUGAAUAUUACACGGAAAACGGCUCAACAACAACAGAUCCAACAGAAUAUUCCACAGUAGCAGGUUCAUCAUCAAAUUUAACAACAACUUCAACAGAGGACAGUUCUAUUUUAUAUAAUGAAGAUGGACCAGCACGAUCACCACCAUCACCACCAUUACCGAGAAAAAAAAGGGGAGGAGGAAAUAAUCGAAGGGGCCAAAAUAUUAGUUAUCAUAGUAUGGAACGUUGA